AUGAAUAAAGUUAUGACCACACCUUCAAAUGCCAGUUUUUAUGGUCAAGAUCUUGUAGGAGUAACGAGUUCCGAUCAUAUGGGUGUAGCAUCCAAGGAACAAUUACAAACACAGGAGAAACAAGAUAACUUGGAGCAGCCUCAACCAACAUUAAAUCAACACUUUCAACAACCACUUCAAACCCCAUCAAUACAAAAACCACAAUCAAAUAAACAAUUGCAAAGUUCUGGUUUUGAAGGAUUAAAUAUUUUCCCCACCGUUCAAAAUUCAAAUAAAAAUCAAAAAAAUUACUCGAUGGAAUACCCCAAUUAUUAUGGUUUGCAACCUGGUUAUCCAGUAGUCAGCAACAACGAAUUUUCCAACAAUGCUUCUUCUAUUGGUACUAGCAAUGGAUUAAAUGAUUAUCAAAAUUACAACAUCAGUCCCACACUUCAAGGCAACUCAAAUUUGACUUCCGACAUGCAAUCGUUUCGAGCAAAACAAACUCAGCAUCAGCAACAAUCUUUACAACAACCUUCUCAUCAAACUCAAUCUUAUCCUCAAACAUAUUCCCAACAGAAUGCAUAUUAUUCACAUCAACAACAACCACAAGCUCAAGAAAUGUACAAUUAUGGUAAAACUCAACCUCAGCAAUCUAUUUAUCUGGCUUCUAAAACGGCAAAUCAAAAUUACCUACCUCAAAAGAGUCAGGAAUAUUCUCAGAAUGAAAAAUCAGACGGUAGUAAUGAUCAACUUCAGCCACAAGAUUCUCUGAAUCAGGUACAGCAGCAGCAAGUUAUGUUGACACAAGCAUUUGGAAAUCCAAACCCGAUGUUGUAUCCUCAAUCGACUACAUCUCAAUAUCUGUCUUACUCAACUCCAACAAUGCCUUCAUCAUAUCAAGCUUAUUCAGCUCAAAGACAACAUCUACAACCUCAACAACAGUCAUUACAUAAAGCUCAAUCCUCAUUACGAAAUUCGCUGGUGACAUCAACCAUGACGAACAAGUCAAGGCAUUCUUCUACAUUUUCAAAUAAAGAUCCUCAUUCAUCUAGAGCAACAUCAAUUAGUAGUACGAUUCCUCAAAAUGAAUUUCCAGAGAAUAUAGUGAGACCAAAAGUUGCAACAACUAGAUGGGAUGAUGAAAAUACAAAUUGUUAUCAAGUACGUGCAAAAAAUAUAUUAGUUUCUCGAAGGGAAGAUAAUAAUUAUAUUAAUUGUACAAAAUUAUUAAACGUUGUUGGUAUGACUAGAGGUAAAAGAGAUGGGAUUUUAAAAACAGAAAAAGUUAAAAAUGUUGUAAAAGUUGGAUCAAUGAAUUUGAAAGGUGUUUGGAUUCCAUUUGAUAGAGCUUAUGAAAUUGCGAGAAAUGAAGGUGUUGACGAUAUUUUAACUCCAUUGUUUGUUCGAAAUAUUAAAGAAUAUUUUUUAGCUGAAGGUCAUAAAUUGAAAAGUGAAGAUGAUUUAGAAGCUGAAAGAGUUUCAAAAUAUAGAAAUGAAGAAGGAAAUUUUAAUGUUUUACUUGAAGCAUCAAAUACAAAUUAUGCUAAAAAUGAUAUUGAAGAAGAAGAAGAUUGUUCAAAUCCUGAAUAUCCUACUUCAAUGAAUAAUCGUGAGGAUUAUUUUGAAAGAUCAUUACAAUCCUCAAGUCUUAAAGAUGACGAGAUUAACGAUACGUCACUGCAAAGUACACCUUUCAGUGUUCCAAAAACUUUAUAG
Lodderomyces pseudojiufengensis is the source of this 1698-nucleotide messenger RNA. RefSeq names its product KilA-N domain-containing transcriptional regulator EFH1 (gene EFH1). Gene Ontology annotation, cellular component: nucleus. The coding region runs from base 1 to 1698 and encodes 565 amino acids. Gene Ontology annotation, molecular function: DNA-binding transcription factor activity; sequence-specific DNA binding. Gene Ontology annotation, biological process: positive regulation of transcription by RNA polymerase II. The transcript has a single exon. NCBI's taxonomy places the organism in Eukaryota, Fungi, Ascomycota, Pichiomycetes, Serinales, Debaryomycetaceae. The record is from RefSeq and is a predicted model, not a curated record.